Ipomoea nil (Japanese morning glory) is the source of this 996-nucleotide messenger RNA. Its product is annotated as 15-cis-phytoene desaturase, chloroplastic/chromoplastic-like. Gene Ontology annotation, biological process: carotenoid biosynthetic process. Gene Ontology annotation, molecular function: phytoene dehydrogenase activity. Gene Ontology annotation, cellular component: chloroplast thylakoid. The transcript is spliced from 6 exons. The record is from RefSeq and is a predicted model, not a curated record. Bases 295 to 729 code for a protein of 144 amino acids. NCBI's taxonomy places the organism in Eukaryota, Viridiplantae, Streptophyta, Magnoliopsida, Solanales, Convolvulaceae.
UCCCCUUCUCCGCAGCCCCUUUUCCCUUCUCCCCAGCGCCCACCGGCCGGCCAGCAACCCGCCACCGCCAACAUCACAGCCACCGGCCAGCGUCGGUUUCGCUCCUCCAUCGCCCACCGUCAUACCGCACAGCCACCGCCACACCGCACCUUCUAUUCGACGCCUCCGCUGCCGAGCCACAGACACAGCCGCCUAGCUUCCCGCCGCACGGCCGCCCACAGACGAAGCGCUGCACCGCCACACUGCCUUCAGCCGCACCCCGCUCCUUUGAAUCUGUUUGUGGAUGUAAGCAAGAUGUAUGCUUACCUGUCCUCUUCAUUUUGUUCUGCUCCACGUCCAAGUAAACCAUUGGAAGUUGUUAUUGCUGGUGCCGGUUUGGCUGGGUUGUCUACUGCAAAAUAUUUAGCAGAUGCGGGCCACAAACCAAUACUGCUGGAGGCACGAGAUGUGCUGGGAGGAAAGGUAGCUGCAUGGAAAGAUGAUGACGGAGACUGGUAUGAGACUGGCUUACACAUAUUCUGUUCUGAAGUUUCAGAAGCUUCUCAUCAAUCCAUUGGCAAAAGUGAUGAAGAAUGGUUACAUUGCAAAUUACCCAAAUGCAUUCAAGGAUGUCUUCGUUUAGAGACAAGUCAGAGGAGGGCCCUGAUGCUGCUGCACUUAAAGGCAAAUUGCAUGCGUUUAAUCAAGUUUGGUUGGAGGAUUUUGGAUGAUGUGUAUGUGGAAAAAUGAACAAGCUUUUCACAUUUGUUAUCUUAUAUUAAUUGCAGAGUAUUAGUCAACAAGUGGGUAAUUACAUGAGAGAUCCAAGUAAAAUGAUAAAGGGUAUGCAGCUUAGCAGAUCUGCAGUUGCGCUAUUUGGAAGUGUAAGGAGAGGGUGAUUACUAUUUUGUUGUCUGAAUCCAUCUCCAUAUUAUUACUGUUCUGUUUUUCUAUAUUAUAAGUUAGUUAAUUUUUUAAUGAAUGCUAAAUAAGUAUCAUUUUUAAGGUUUGGAUUCA